GAGAGUUGUAGAAAGAAAGAAGAACCGUUUCACUUUGCCACAUCUACAGCCACUGCUGCGUACGAACACGUUUUUUUUUCAAUCAUCAUCAAUAUCAUCAUUGUUGUAGUCGUCAUCAUUAUCAUCAUCAUUAUUGGCACCUGUGGGUUUUCUGGUAAAAUCAGGCCAUGCUGUACCUUAUACAGGGAACUGGCCUGGUCCUGGCCCUUAUUACAGUCAUAAAUGCCGCAAUAGCACAAUCCAACAAUUGCUCUCUUCUUGUGCUGGACCCUCCUGAGCUGGUGGUACAAUAUGGAGAUCCUGUCUCGGUGAACUGCCAUUCCCUCACCAACUCAGAUAAUCUGAGCUGGAGAGUUUCACAGGAACAACAUGUGUUGAGUUCUGAUAAACAGAAUGUCACCUGGGAAACAGAGAAUCUGACUGACUGGGAAAUAGAGCCUGUGUGCUCCAUGAUGGUGGAUGGUGAAGAAUGCGCCAAAUCUCUCCCAGUUAUCGUUUACAAGCUUCCAGACCAAGUGUCUAUCAGCGUUGUGGAUCAUACAGGGCCACUGAUUGGAGGUAAAAAAUACGAUCUCCAGUGUGAUAUUCAGAAUUUUGCACCUGUGCACGUCCUUGCUGUUUUCUGGUACAAGGGGGGCGAGCCUGUGAAAAACAGAGGUUUUGGAAAUUUUUCUACCAAAACCCCUAGUAAUAAGACUGUUACACUGAGGAUCAGCGUCGGCAAAGAUGAAGAGAAUGUUCAAUACAGGUGUGCAGCAAAGCUGAAACUGAGAAUCCUAUCUUUUCCAAUGGUGGAAUCAAAUCUUCUCCAGAUUUCAGUUCACAACAAACCUGUAAUAAGCUGUUCAGCUUGGUCACCUAUGAUAAAUACUUCCUUGAAAUCUUAUCCUUAUAAUCUUUCGGGAAACCCAUCUCCAAACAUCACCUGGUAUCGAGAUAAAGCACAGCUCAACUCUGAUAUGCGUCUCGGAGAAAAUGACUCGGGACAGUAUAAAAUAGUUGCCUCUAAUUUGAUGGGAGAAACAUCCUGUACCACAAACAUCAGAGUAGAGUAUGCUCCUAUAUUUAAUUGUUCUGGUACCUAUGAGGUAAAAGAGAAUGGUAUUUUUAAAGAUGAAUGCUUGGCUAAAGCUUCUCCUGAAGCAAAUAUCACCUGGGAAAAAGAUGGAAAAAUAGUAAACUCUCUUCAUAAUCUCACAAGGGGAGAUAGCGGGUCAUAUGUAAUAAAAGCCAUGAACCAGCAUGGAAGUGCACAACACAAUCUUACAGUUAAUGUUCUGUAUGCCCCAAAAAUUGAGCCAGACAAAGAAGUGGUGAAAGUGAAGGAAGGCAGCAAAGUGUUUCUCAAUUGCACUGCUGAGGGAAAUCCAGAACCUGAGCUGAACUGGAGCGUUCAAAGUCAAAUCAAGGCCACUGGGAGGCAGCAAACAACACUGACUUUUUUUCAAGUCUCUUUGGCUGAUGCUGGUGUAUAUACAUGCACUGCUACAAAUUCCCUCGGGAACGACACAAGGAAAGUCUCACUGAUUGUAGAAGGUGAUAAUCCCAUUAAAAUUCAGCCUGAUAAAUUAGUGGUGGAGUUUGGUGCAUUGGCUUCAGCUAACUGUUCCAUAAACUCCACUCACCUUGGCAUGGGCUGGGAGGCAUCACAGGGAGUAGUAGACAUGGUGGAUAAUGUCCAGUCCCUCACCUGGAUGGUAGAGAGUCUCACACACUGGGACAUAAAACCAUUCUGCUACGUCAUUACAGACCCAGACAAGCAGUGGCAGCUCGAGCUCCAAGUUACUGUUUACAAGCAUCCAGACCUGGUGUCUAUCAGUACUGUGAGUCACACAGGGCCGAUGAUUGAAGGCAGACAGUACGAGCUCCAGUGUGAUGUUCAGAAUGUUGCUCCUGUUCGUUUUCUUAAUGUGAACUGGUACAAAGGACAACAGCUAGUGCACAGUGACAGCUUUACUGAUGAGACCAAAACUCCAGUUAAUAAAACAAUGACACUUCAGGUCUCCACACAAAGAGGUGAUGAUGGAGUUCAGUAUAGAUGUGAGGCAGAGCUGAAACUGGGACCAGAAGGACCUCAACCUCCUCCUAGAGGGACAUCAGAUCCUCUCAGCAUUACAGUGCACUACAAACCUGUAAUAAGCUGUUCAGCUUGGUCACCUAUGAUAAAUACUCCCUUGAAAUCUUAUCCUUAUAAUGUUCUGGGAAACCCCUCUCCAAACAUCACCUGGUAUCGAGAUGAAGCACAGCUCAGCUCUGAUAUGCGUCUCGGCAGAAAUGACUCGGGCCAGUAUACAUUUGUUGCCUCUAAUGUGAUUGGAAAAUCAUCCUGUACCACAAACAUCACAGUGGAGUAUGCUCCGAUAUUUGAGUGUCCUAACGAAUAUGAGGGAAGAGAGAAUUACAUUUCCUUGGCCGAUUGCUUGGUGAUGGCUUCUCCUAAAGCAAGCGUCACUUGGAAAAAAGAUGGAAUAAUUGUGAGCGCUGUUCAUAAUUUCACAAGGAAUGAUAGCGGGUCAUAUGUGCUAACAGCCAUGAACAAGCAUGGAACUGCACAACACGAUCUUACAGUUAAUGUUCUGUAUGCCCCAGAAAUUGAGCCAGACAAAGAAGUGGUGAAAGUGAAGGAAGGCAGCAAAGUGUUUCUCAAUUGCACUGCUAAGGGAAAUCCAGAACCUGAGCUGAACUGGAGCGUUCAAAGUCAAAUUAAGGCCACUGGGAGGCAGCAAACAACAUUGACUAUUGUUCAAGUCUCUUUGACUGACGCUGGUGUAUAUACAUGCACUGCUACAAAUUCCCUCGGGAACGACACAAGGAAAGUCUCACUGAUUGUAGAAGGGUAUCCCCCAUCAGAUCCUCUCACCAUUACAGUGCACUACAAACCUGUAAUAAGCUGUUCAGCUUGGUCACCUAUGAUAAAUACUUCCUUGAAAUCUUAUCCUUAUAAUCUUUCGGGAAACCCCUCUCCAAACAUCACCUGGUAUCGAGAUGAAGCACAGCUCAGCUCUGAUAUGCGUCUCGGCAGAAAUGACUCGGGCCAGUAUACAUUUGUUGCCUCUAAUGUGAUGGGAAAAUCAUCCUGUACCACAAACAUCACAGUGGAGUAUACUCCGAUAUUUGAUUGUCCUAAAGAAUAUGAGGGAAGCGAGAAUUAUAUUUCCUUGGCCAAAUGCUUGGUGAUGGCUUCUCCUAAAGCAAGCGUCACUUGGAUAAAAGAUGGAAAAAUUGUGAACGCUGUUCAUAAUUUCACAAGGAAUGAUAGCGGGUCAUAUGUGCUAACAGCCAUGAACAAGCAUGGAACUGCACAACACGAUCUUACAGUUAAUGUUCUGUAUGGUCCAGAGAUUCAGCUAGCCAAGACAUUAGAAGUAAAGACAGGCAAUGAUGUGUCGCUGAACUGUACCGCAAUAGGGAAUCCAGAGCCUGAAGUGAGGUGGAGCUUUCGAAAUCAGUUUAAGACCAACUGGAGUCGUCAGGCAAUUCUAAAAAUCACUAAGGCUGAGUCUGAUCAUCGUGGUCAAUACACAUGCACUGCUACUAAUAAACUUGGAAGCCAAACAGCGACAGUCUCACUGGAGAUAAAAGAACACCAGUUUUCAACGAUAAUAAUCAUAUCACUUAUUAUAAUCAUUAUUAUUAUUAUUAUUUGUAUUAUAAUUUACUUAUGUAUCAAAAAGAGAAGAUCUGGAAAGUACGACAUACAGCCAAAUUGUGCAAUUACUAUGUCACUAUUGAAUACUUCUAAAUAAAGGGAACACUGAGAUUUUAGAAUAGGAUACACAUUUGUGUAUAAACAUUUAUAUAGGGAAACCUCCAAAAUAAAAAAAAUCACUGUGCAUUUUCGAAAAAUAUCUGGACAUUCGCCAUGUGAUAAACAUCACGCAUACUGUAUUUGUGUAUAAUUCCUUACUUAUAAAUUUAUUUUUACUUUGUAUAUUCGGUGUUAAUGCUUUAGUGGUCUCUUGUAAAAAAAAACUAUAUACAUAUCCAUAACAAAUACCAACCAAUAAAAACUACAUUACUACAUUUUAUAUAUAUAUGUGUGUGUGUGUGUGUGUGUGUGUGUGUGUGUGUGUGUGUGUGUACAUCCCAAGGCACACUGCAUGAAUUUACAUGCAUUUUUGUGUGCACUUGAGCUUUAGAAAACAGGACAAUCUGUGUUUAUUAUUAAGAUCAUGAUCAAGUACUGCAAAUGAGCCAGUAAGUAAUAACUCAUGAUUGGGAGUGAUAUGUGAGAAAAUACAUUUUGCUUUGUUAAACGACAGAUGUCGUGGUAUAAACUACUAUCAAGUUCUUGUACUUACUCUACACAAGGCCUUUUGGUUAUUACUUUGUACUUUUUUAUUGAGAUUGAAAUGUAUUCUAGUCACUUUAACAAUUGCAUAUUUUCAUAUUGUUUUCAAGUCCACGGUUUUAUUUCUAGCUCAUAGUUGCAACUUCUUGUCUAUCGUUGCACAUUUCAUAGUACAAUUUCUAAGUUAUU
Silurus meridionalis is the source of this 4480-nucleotide messenger RNA. RefSeq names its product intercellular adhesion molecule 5 (gene icam5). Bases 168 to 3746 code for a protein of 1192 amino acids. NCBI's taxonomy places the organism in Eukaryota, Metazoa, Chordata, Actinopteri, Siluriformes, Siluridae. The record is from RefSeq and is a predicted model, not a curated record. Gene Ontology annotation, biological process: cell adhesion. Gene Ontology annotation, molecular function: integrin binding. The transcript is spliced from 17 exons.